GGGUUUUUGCUUCAAAUUGGCCGAACACUCUCUGAUUAUGUGGGAAUUUACAGAUCUCUCUCAGUAUUAUUACUCUCUUUUGUUCUCCUCCUGCUAAAUGGCCGAAGGCUGGGAUCUCUCCGCCGUCGUCCGAGGUUGCAGAUCCUCCUCCCCUUCCUCCGCCACUGCCGCCGCCAGCACCACUACUUCCAUUACGACACCGUCGUCUUCUUCAUCCAAGGACCUUUCUUUACCAUUAAUCAAGGAAGAAAAUGACAUCUUCUCUUUCCCCAGUUUGACACAACCCAGAACCAGUGGGUUCCAAGAACUACACCAAUUGUUCAGACCCUUUAUCCCCACCACCACCAAAACCACCACUAUCUCUACUAGUGGUUGUGGCAUAUAUCCCAAUUCCUCUUUUACUGAUUUUGCAGGCGAAGGGUCCAGUAGUUGUACCAAUAAUAAUAAUAUAGAUACUGCAUCAUCAUCAUCAUCAUCACUUGUUGCUUCUGGUUCUUAUGCUUCUCAUAUUAGGCCUCAUUUUAUGCCUCAAGCCUCGCCCGCCUCCACUUCUUCUUCUUCUGGCUUUCAAAGAUUCCAUGACCAACAUGUACAGCAACUCCAACAACAAACUCAAAUUCAAAAUCAACUACAAUUAGUUCAUCAGAAACAGCAAUUUCAAACACCACCAAAUCAGAUCAGCGGUGGUAACAGUAAUAAUUCUGGUAUGACUUUACCAAAUACGCAAGCUGCUCAAGCAAUCAGAUCGAGAAAAAGAAAGAGUCAACAGAAAAGAAUGGUUUGCCAUGUAACAGCUGAAAACCUCACCGCAGAUUCGUGGGCCUGGAGAAAAUACGGCCAAAAGCCUAUUAAAGGCUCCCCGUACCCACGGAACUACUAUAGAUGUAGCAGUUCAAAAGGUUGUGGGGCCCGGAAGCAAGUAGAACGGAGCAACACUGAACCAGAUAUGUUCAUCGUCGCGUACACCGGAGAACACACGCAUCCGAGACCCACCCAUCGGAACUCGCUCGCCGGAAGUACUAGGAACAAACCGUCAACGACGACCCGUCAACCCGCCUCUCAUGAAUCUGGAUCACCAAGCACGAUCGCAAACCGGGCAUCGUCAUCUUCACAGCUUUCGCCGACGACGCCUUUAAUGGCGGUGGCUACGAAAGACGAGUGCGCCGAUGAACCCAUGUUAAGCAAUGAAGCCACUAGCCCUUUUCCAGAAGAUGAGUUUGACUUGGCCUCUCAUGAUGACAUUUUGAUUCCGAACAUGGCGGCCAUGAUGGAUAAGUUCUUGCUGGGUGCUGGUGAGCUUCACAGCGCAAUCGGACUUAGUGGCGGUGGGGGUACUAGCACAAGCGGCAAUUCGGUGGAUGGGUCGCACCAAAAUGUUGAACCCGGCUUGGCUCCGAAUCUACAACAGCAGUUCUCCCCUCUCAGCCGGUCUAGCCCUGGUUGAGCCAACCCGGUUCGGUGUUCGCCCUCACUGUUUCCGUGCACCAUGGGAAACGACAUCGUCUCAGUUACUUUCUAAUUGGUUAGGUUAGAAUCAACUGACAUAUAAAUUUUUUUAUAUUUUGAUUAUCAGAUUUUUAAAAAGGGUUAUAUCAUCGAUAAAAUCUGAUAAGAAAAAUAUAAAAAAUUAGUUUUAUAUUGUAAGAGGAAAAGAUUCUUACCAGAGAUUUUGUACUAGACCUUUAGUUUUAGAUGCCCAACAAACAGACCUUUAGUUUUAGUAUUUACCGCUUCGUUAACGAAAGGUGAGUUUUGUAGUUGAUUCUUGUCGUUUUAAGUGUUUCUUAUUUGGGGCCAGGCUUGUCGUUUAUUGAGUUUCCCUGUUGCCUCUUUGAAAUCUUCUCAUUAUUGUCACGUGUGAUGAUG
Neltuma alba is the source of this 1866-nucleotide messenger RNA. RefSeq names its product probable WRKY transcription factor 27. Lineage: Eukaryota; Viridiplantae; Streptophyta; Magnoliopsida; Fabales; Fabaceae. Gene Ontology annotation, molecular function: DNA-binding transcription factor activity; transcription cis-regulatory region binding. The transcript has 3 exons. The record is from RefSeq and is a predicted model, not a curated record. Gene Ontology annotation, biological process: regulation of DNA-templated transcription. Gene Ontology annotation, cellular component: nucleus. The coding region runs from base 98 to 1444 and encodes 448 amino acids.